Messenger RNA from Orbicella faveolata, 1311 nucleotides. Its product is annotated as nuclear receptor subfamily 2 group F member 1-B-like. Gene Ontology annotation, molecular function: zinc ion binding; DNA-binding transcription factor activity; sequence-specific DNA binding. NCBI's taxonomy places the organism in Eukaryota, Metazoa, Cnidaria, Anthozoa, Scleractinia, Merulinidae. The record is from RefSeq and is a predicted model, not a curated record. Gene Ontology annotation, biological process: regulation of DNA-templated transcription.
GAUCAACCCCUCCAGUUGGCGGUUCUGUAACCCCUAGUUCAAGUUUAUUAUGAACUCUUUUACCGAUGAGGCGACAUCAGCUCUUGACGUGAACAUAAAUGCUUUGGCCGGCUUGCCACAACCGCCAAGCUCUUGCUCUCAAUUUAGGAACACAGGCAGCGACUCGCCCGUUCUUCUUGAAAAUGAGUUUUAUUCGCCAGAAGACUGUUCGGAAAACGACGAAGGCUCAAGAACGCCGAAACCGUCUGUCGAAUGCGUCGUUUGCGGUGAUAAAUCUUCUGGAAAGCAUUACGGUGUUUUUACUUGUGAAGGCUGUAAGAGUUUCUUCAAACGAAGCAUUCGACGAAAUCUUUCGUACACGUGCAGGGGGUUCAAAAAUUGUCCGGUGGAUAUCCAACACAGAAAUCACUGUCAGUACUGCAGGCUGAAGAAGUGUAUGAAAGUUGGCAUGAGAAAGGAUGCUGUCCAGAAAGGUCGCAUCUCCACAACGCAAUCCGACACUGCAAGUUCUCUCCAAAUGGGUCUAGCGGACAUGCGCAAUCCUCAGUCCUUCUAUUCAAGUUACAUCACACUUUUACUCCGCGCCGAUACGAUCGCGCGUUACCAACAGUCCCUCGGGAUUCCCGCUAACAUUGCGGGACUGGAGAGCGCUUCUGAACUGGCUGCAAGACUAUUGGUUUCCAUCGCAGAAUGGGCGAAGAAUAUUCCAUUUUUCUCAGAGUUUACACUACCUGACCAGUCAAUCUUACUACGCUCGUGUUGGAGUGAACUGUUCAUAUUAAACGCUGCCCAGCACUGUUCGCCGUUUCACAUGGCGCAACCACUGACCAUAAGCGCACUGACGCCUCCGUCAAGCACUGAUCUAUUAGCAGUUAACAGCAAUGGAUCAAUGGCUUUCGAUUCAGCAGAAAAUCUCAGAUUAUUCGAAGAACAAGUUGAAAAGCUCAAGAAUCUGCAUAUAGACUCUGCUGAGUUCUGUUGUCUCAAGGCCAUCAUUCUUUUUAAUCCAGGUGGGUAGUGAUUUCUUAUUUUUCUUAUUUGUUUGAUAAGCACUACGCGCGAGCGCUUUAUCCAUGCUCCCUUUUAGAGAGAGACACCAUUGAGAGUGUCCUGGGCUCGUCCUUAAUGUCACUUCGUUGACCGCGCGCCAAGGUACGAUAGGUAGCAAUCAAAACUAUUCACAUGUUUGGUUUUGACCGGUUGUGGAUAUCAGUGAAAUUAUAUUUAAGCAAAGUGACAAAUUAUUUUCUUCAUUUAGCUGUUUAAUUUUCUAUAACCUUCUUGAUCUCUUCCGUGGGAGGCCCAGUAGCC